Messenger RNA from Triplophysa rosa, 1703 nucleotides. RefSeq names its product ceramide synthase 4b (gene cers4b). Gene Ontology annotation, cellular component: membrane. The record is from RefSeq and is a predicted model, not a curated record. Gene Ontology annotation, biological process: ceramide biosynthetic process. Gene Ontology annotation, molecular function: sphingosine N-acyltransferase activity; DNA binding. Lineage: Eukaryota; Metazoa; Chordata; Actinopteri; Cypriniformes; Nemacheilidae.
AUGGAGCAGAUCAGUCAGUGGCUCUGGAAGCAGGAAUACUGGCUUCCUCCGGGAAUUACAUGGGAGGACAUGGAAAAGAAGGAGGGAUGUUUAUGUCCUCUCCCUAGAGAUCUGCUCAUAUCUCUGCCUGUCACUGUGGGAUUCAUCAUGCUUCGUCACGCUUUCGAGAGAAUUGUAGCACUUCCUCUGAGUUGAGCUUUAGGAGUGAAAGAUCAAGUACGUCUGAAAGUGACUCCUGUGCCACAUUUAGAGGCUUUUUAUACUAAACACAGCAAACAGCCCACACAAAAUGACAUCGCUGCUCUAAUGAAGCAGAGCGACUGGACUCACAGACAGGUGGAGGUUUGGUUCCGUCACCGCAGGAAUCAGGAUCGGCCGAGCAGCAGUAAGUUCUGUGAGGCCUGUUGGAGAUUCAUGUUCUACCUGAUCGCUUUCACGGCUGGACUUGCAUCAUUAAUAAAUACGUCGUGGUUGUGGGAUCAGAGAGACUGUUGGAGGGGAUAUCCUCAACAGGUCCUGUGUUUGUGUUCUCUCCUCCUGCCAGUGCAGGACGGUCAUUACUGGUACUACAUGCUUGAACUGGGCUUCUACUGGUCUCUGCUGCUGUGUGUGUCUGUUGACAUGAAGAGAAAAGAUUUCAAAGAACAGAUUGUCCAUCACUUUGCCACCAUUUUCUUGCUUGGUUUCUCGUACUGCACCAAUUACAUUCGCGUGGGGACGCUGGUGAUGCUCGUGCACGACUCAUCUGAUUUUCUUCUUGAGUCUGCCAAGAUGUUCAACUACGCUGGCUGGAAGAAGACUUGUGAUUUGUUGUUUGUGAUUUUCGCUGCUAUUUUUCUGCUCUCACGUCUGGUUGUGUUUCCAAGCAAGAUCAUCUACACGACUCUGGUUCUGUCUAUGGACAUUUUCGAACCGUUUAUGGGAUAUUAUUUCUUUAACUCUCUGCUGAUGGUGCUGCAGCUCUUGCACAUUUAUUGGGAUUAUCUCAUCCUCAGAAUGAUCUACAAGUUUCUCUUCUUAGGGAAGCAGGACAAAGAUGAGCGCAGUGAUGUUGAGAGUGAACCAGACGAGGAAGUAGAGAAAGAAGAACGUCAGUCAUCCUGGAGGAAGAGGAAGGUUGUGAUGGAUUCGAGACUGGCAAUAUAACUUUUAAAUAACCUGACCAAUCAGAAAGCUGAUGCCAACAGAAGUCUGCCUGAAGCUAGAUAGCAACAUGUUAGCACGAACAGACUACAAUCUAAAAGAUUGUCAUCAUGUCAUCAACAUGUUUCCAAGGCUGAUUUGUUGCAUUUCUUAGAAGAUUGUUGCAUCAGAUUGCAUCGCAUCAAAACAACACAAACAACUGUACAUUUGCUGUAAUAUUGUAUACACACAAAUAACCAGGUAACGCAUAAAGUAUUUGUUUUGUUGUCUCAGAUGCACAUACAUGUCACAUGCUUUUUAAAAGAGCAGAAUUAAAUGGGAAUAAUAACAAUGCUACUGUAUGCAUUUUACUCAUAUUAAAACAGAUCGGCACUGUAAACCCAUAUCAUACACUAAUGUUCUGUGUGUCUCUGUGAAAUACAUUGUAUUUAUUGUGCAUGUAUGUAAUGAAAUCUUUCUUAAUCUGAGAGCCUUAGUAAGUCAAAUGAAGGAUUUGUUUUUGUAAAUAGAGAAACUUUUGGUUUCAAUAUAGCUGUCACUGUGUGUUUUUAAGUAUUCUG